AUGUCACUGCUUACCACUGGGCUUCUGCUGAGCCUGCUUGGCCCUGUGGCCUGCUGGGCACUGGGUUCAGGUUCUGAGCUACGCUCAGCCUUCUCCGUGGCCCGGACCAGCAGCCUGGAGGGUACAACAGAGAUGGCAGUGACCUUCGACAAGGUCUACGUCAACAUCGGAGGUGACUUUGACCCCGGGACAGGCCUGUUUCGCUGCCGAGUUCCAGGGGCCUACUACUUCUCCUUCACUGUGGGUAAAUACCCUCAGAAGAGUCUGUCAGUGAUGCUGGUGAGGAACAGGAAUGAGGUGCAGGCUCUGGCUUUUGAUGAACAGCAGCGGCCUGAGCGCAAGGCAGCCAGCCAGAGCGCCAUGCUGCAGCUGGACUACGGGGACACAGUCUGGCUGCGCCUCCAUGGGGACCCCCAGUACGCACUCUAUGGUUCAGCAGGGGGGCCCUGCACCACCUUCAGUGGCUACCUCAUCUAUCCAGACACCUCCUCCUACUUCCAUAGCCACCACAGCCUCCCUGCUCAGCUGCCUGGAGCCCUGGCAGCAGAGCCCGAACCCGAUCCCCGCUCUGCCUUCUCCGUGGCCCGCUCUGAGAGCCUGGUAGGGAUUGAUGAAGCACCUUCUGUCAGACACAGGCCACUGACCUUUGACACGGAAUUCGUCAACAUCGGAGGAGACUUUGAUGCCGCUUCAGGGAUCUUUCACUGCCGCCUGCCUGGCGCCUACUACUUUUCCUUCACCAUCGGCAAGAUGCCUCACAAGAUGUUGUCAGUGAAGCUGAUGAAGAAUCGGGACGAGGUGCAAGCCAUGAUCUAUGACGAUAGCCCUUCAAGGCGGCGGGAGAUGCAGAGCCAGAGUGUGAUGCUGGCCCUGAAACCUGGAGACACAGUCUGGCUCCACAGUCACCAGCACGAAGGCUAUGGGGCCUAUAGUAAUCAUGGCAAGUACAUCACCUUCACUGGCUUCCUGGUCUACCCAGACAUCCCUCCAGGCCAAUUCAGCCCCCAGGACCCCUGAUCCAUUCUCCAAAGGGGGGCCCUGUGGAGACAGAAGACACAGCUGGGUAUGGGAGGGGGAGGGAUGCAUGCUGUGGAUACAUGUGUCUGUCUUUAGUGCCCAGGUGGGCUCAACUGACAUGUCGGUGUCACUGUGUGAGCAUGAAAGCUGGAAACGCUGCAGGAGCCAGUCAGUGGGGAUGGGGUCUGCACU
This is a messenger RNA of Vombatus ursinus (common wombat), 1209 nucleotides long. It is a transcript of the gene C1QTNF4, whose product is annotated as C1q and TNF related 4. Gene Ontology annotation, molecular function: protein binding. NCBI's taxonomy places the organism in Eukaryota, Metazoa, Chordata, Mammalia, Diprotodontia, Vombatidae. The transcript has a single exon. The coding region runs from base 1 to 1017 and encodes 338 amino acids. The record is from RefSeq and is a predicted model, not a curated record.